Molecule: messenger RNA, 1746 nt
Organism: Rotaria sordida
Lineage: Eukaryota; Metazoa; Rotifera; Eurotatoria; Philodinida; Philodinidae
Source: the annotation of a GenBank genome assembly
AUGCCAUUAUUUACACGUGAUUUUGUUUCAUGUCAUAUUAAACUAUUUGAAUCACAUUUAUACAAUGAUCCAGUUAUGCUUAUUUGUAGUCAUGUUUUUUGCCGUUCAUGUUGUUUAGAAUUAGCUAAAAUGAGCAAUAAUCAAUCAAUCAUAUGUCCAAUUUGUUCAACUCGAAUUCCAUUUGAUAGUCUUGAUCGAUUUGCUAAUAGUCUUAUAUCACAUGGUACAUUAGCAACUAUGGUUAAACAAUAUUUACGAGAAGAAAAUAAUCAUCGUAUGUGUGAUUCAUGUCAAAAUCAUUAUAUAAGUGAUAAUAAUGGAAAAUUAUGUAAAAAAUGUCAAAUAGAUAAUGAAAAUAUUAAAAAGAAAAUAAUGAAAACAAUAGAAAAUUGUGAAGAUUUAAUAACAAAUCAAAAAUCGAUAUCAUUAGAAAAAAUUCAUGAACAAGCAAAUCAAUUAUAUGAUAUAAUUGAUCAACAAACAAGAAAUUUUUGUAAACAAAUUGAUAAAUAUCAAGAAGAACUUGAAAAUUUAUUAACAAUACAACAAAAAGCAAAUGACAUUAAUGCAUUGAAACAUCAACCAAUUGAUAUUAAUGCAAUAUCCAGAUCAAUUGAACCUCGAUUAAAUGCUUUAAGAAAUAGCAAAGAUUUUCUUGAAAAUAUCAACGUUGACAAAGAAAUUAAACGUUUAAAUGAUGUAGCUGAUCGACAAUUACGAUUACUCAAACAUAAAGCAGAUAUAAUACCAAUACUUAGUGCUCCAAUGGAAAAUUCAUCAAGCAAUAUAUUUGGUGAACUUCUUUUCAAACCAGUCGAAUUCGAAUCUAAAAUAUCAAAUUCGUCAUCUGAUCAAUCAAUGAUAAAUGCUUAUGGUGAUACAUCACUUCAAUCAAUUCCACCAAAAUUACCUAUGUGGACAGUAAUUAUUAAAGCACUUCCCACUCAUCUAUGUAUUUAUCCAGUUGGUAAAUCAACCAUAAUAUUUAGUUGUAGUACAAAUGGUAUUAUAUCAUUAUUAACAUAUAUUUCACCAGUUACAUAUGAUUCUCCACGUUAUAUUCGAUCAUUUAAUCUUUUUCCUGAACAAAUUCAUAUUAUUGUUCAAUCAUUUACUGUAUUUAAUCGUUAUAUGCUUUUACAUGUACAUCAAAAAUAUGAUAAUGGUUCACUUUUUUUCUUUACACAUGAUGGAAUACUUGAACAUGGACCUGUUCAAUUAUCAAAUCCUAUACGUCAAUAUCUUGCAGAUGAAAAUCGUCUAUGGGCUAUUGAUUCAAUAACACAAACAAUAUUUUAUCAUGCACAACCAUUAUUUACACAUGAAAUAUCAUCAAUACUUUCAAAACGUGAUAAUUUUAUUUCAUUUGAUAAUAAAUCAAAUUUUAUACCAUUUCGUAUUGCAUUAAAUCAUCAAUUAUUAGCUAUACUUAGUAAAGAUUUACAACAAGUAUUUAUUUAUAAUAAAAUUUCUCGUGAACGAAUAUUUACAAGUCAUUUCAGUGCUGGUACAAGUAUGAAUAUAUGGGAUAUUGGUUUAUUUCCACGUGAUAAUAGUUUAUUACUUAAAUUUGAUUGGUCAUUUGAUGGAACUGUAAAACGUUCUUUAUUUAUACAUUUUAAUACAAAAAAUCAAUCUGUGGGACGAAUUGAAGGUAAAUAUUGUUUAGGUGUAGUGAUUGGACCUAAUAAAGAAAUACUUAUUGGUUUUAAUCUUAGAACAGGUAUUAUAAGAUGUUAUAUGUGA